This is a messenger RNA of Clarias gariepinus (North African catfish), 3275 nucleotides long. RefSeq names its product siah E3 ubiquitin protein ligase 1 (gene siah1). The coding region runs from base 979 to 1971 and encodes 330 amino acids. Gene Ontology annotation, molecular function: ubiquitin protein ligase activity; ubiquitin conjugating enzyme binding; zinc ion binding. Lineage: Eukaryota; Metazoa; Chordata; Actinopteri; Siluriformes; Clariidae. The transcript has 3 exons. Gene Ontology annotation, cellular component: cytoplasm. Gene Ontology annotation, biological process: proteasome-mediated ubiquitin-dependent protein catabolic process; multicellular organism development. The record is from RefSeq and is a predicted model, not a curated record.
UGGGGGGUUUUGAUUCGAUCAUUCAUCAUAAAGGUUAUGAGAACAGGUAUCUCGUACUCUUUUCCUGCUGUGCCCUCUUCUGUGGGUUUUAGUGUAUUGCUGCUAUAAUUUAACGUCUCUUUGUCUGAGACACAUGGUUAAGGGAGGAGGUGGAGCUGUGUAAUCUGACACGAGCCAGGCCCAAAGUACAGCUUAGACACAGUGAGAGAGUGAGGGGGGGCGCAUUCCGGCUCUGGCUUGACAUUCGACUCCUCAGCCUACAUGCUGCGCUGGCAGCAUAGUGCACGCAGACUGGACUCUCUUCUUCGUCUCUGUAGCACUUUGCUGAGUUUUUUUUUUUUUUUUUUUUUUUUAACCCCUGUCCCACAGAGAAUACUCUCCUCUUCCCGUGUCUCAUUUGAAGUUCACGCAGGAUACUUGGGCCUGCCUGGGAGUGGCCCCUCAGUUUGCCGCUGGAAUGUGCCUUUAGACGAGUGGGGAAACUCGCUUUGCUGCUGUUGGUUUCCUCUCUUGCUCAGCUCUCCCUCUCGCUCCCAAUCUCCUUGGGCUCCCUCAUAUGCUUCCUGCCAGGCACUCAGAGCUUAGUGCAGUAUACAUUUUUGGAUUACUUCUGGAUUCCCCCUUUUUUGAGGGGAGGAGAGGGGGGGGGUUUCUCCACUACUCAUUGUGCUUUUUCAGGGCUAUUCUUAAUAUUUUUUUUUGUGGUCUACUUUGUAGCAAGAAUUGAACCAUCCUUUUGGAUAGCUUGGGAGCUUUUGCAUGUGUGCGUGUAAAUGGCCAGGCCUCACCGUGCCUGAAGUGUCCCUGGAGUAUCUGGCAGUGGACCUGAGACAGCUAGUGGAGCGAUAUAUAUAUUUAAAAAAAAAAUCUGAGCCAGCACUGAGUGAGCAUAUUGGAUAUUGGACUUGUUGGGGGCCCUCUGUUAUGGGCUGUUUUGUUUUUAUGGAAAGAGCGCAAUGAAGAGUCACUGCGAUCCCCAUGUCUCCCACCGCUAGGCUACAGCCUGUCUACUCAUGGAAGGGGGUGUUCAAGCUCUUCACGUGCGUUGCUGCCCGAGCGGCCAGCAAGUCUAAAGAGGUCCACACAUUUCAAGAGAAGAAAAUAGCCUUACUGGGGAAUCAUAUGGACGAAGAAAUGAGUCGCCAGACUGCCACCGCGCUGCCCACAGGAACCUCAAAGUGCGCCCCCUCCCAGCGUGUGAAUACUACAGCCUCCAACAGUGACCUGGCCAGCCUGUUCGAGUGCCCGGUGUGUUUUGACUAUGUGCUGCCUCCAAUCCUGCAAUGCCAGAGCGGCCAUCUGGUGUGCAGCAACUGCCGGCCCAAACUGACGUGCUGUCCGACGUGCCGCGGCCCAUUGGGCUCCAUCCGUAACCUGGCUAUGGAAAAGGUGGCCAACUCGGUGCUCUUCCCAUGCAAGUACGCCUCGUCGGGCUGCGAAGUGACGCUGCCGCACACAGACAAGGCCGAGCACGAGGAGCUAUGCGAGUUUCGGCCGUACUCGUGCCCAUGUCCAGGUGCUUCGUGCAAAUGGCAGGGGUCUCUGGACGCCGUCAUGCCACAUUUGUUGCACCAGCACAAGUCUAUUACCACGCUGCAGGGCGAGGACAUAGUCUUUCUGGCCACGGACAUCAACCUGCCUGGUGCGGUCGACUGGGUCAUGAUGCAGUCCUGCUUCGGUUUCCAUUUCAUGCUGGUGCUGGAAAAGCAGGAGAAGUAUGAUGGGCACCAACAGUUCUUUGCCAUCGUUCAGUUGAUUGGCACACGCAAGCAGGCAGAGAACUUUGCCUACCGGCUGGAGCUGAACGGCCACCGGCGGCGCCUCACCUGGGAAGCCACGCCACGAUCCAUCCAUGAGGGCAUUGCCACAGCUAUCAUGAACAGUGACUGUCUAGUAUUUGACACCUCCAUCGCCCAGCUGUUUGCUGAAAAUGGCAACUUGGGCAUCAAUGUCACCAUAUCCAUGUGCUGAGGACUGUCAGAUUCGCACUCACACGCACAUACCCACAUAGGAAUACACUAAAACAUUUCACAACCACAAGACACCCAGAGGUGGACACUAGGAAGGGGGUGGGGUAUCUAACCUAGGAGCUUUUUGCUGUCGUACGUUCCAAGUACAGAACUGACCUUUACCAACGCUUGGCACGUCCAGCAACUGGACAUUUUCCCAGGUCAUCAGUUUUAUGCUACAAUAUUAUAAUAAGUUAAAUAAUUAAACUAAUGUAUUCUACAUUUUUUGAAAGCAAAUGCCCGCAAAGAUGAGCCUUGUGAAAUGAACUUUCUCACACAUGGCUUGUUUGUGAAAAUGGGUGAAGGAAUGGCACAGUAAAGUUGAGGGUUGGAGUGAAAGAUACACUAGAAUUGUCCUGAUUUAUUGUUUCCUUUUUCUUUCCUCCGACAGAUUGCAUUGUUAGUUCAAAAAAACAACACUAACAAAUUUUUAAGUUGAAGUUCCACAGUUUUAGGUUUUAAUCAAGCAUUGUUCGGUCUUGUCUGAUCCCCUCUCCCCCAAGAAAGGUGAUGGAGAUAUUUGCAUGACCACUGGCUGUGAGGCUUGGUGAGUUCAGAUUUCAUCUAAACAUUUUAGUAGUUUCUCCCUGAAUCGUUGUAGAGUUUCUCCUGAUGUUCCUUAUAAGAAGCAGUGGGGGUGAGAGUUAUGAGAAGUUUCUGUAUGGAUUUGAUGUACAUACAUCAGGUUUGAAGUCCUCAGAGCCACUUUUCCCUCUUAAAUGUCAAAGCUUUUCCCUGCAAUAGCCUACUUUUUCUGACCAGGCGCGAUUGACAGGAGUUCUGUGCCUGUGAAUGUCAAGUCAUUGAAAUGCAUCAUGCUUUAGUUUGACACAUGUAAACAUGCUCGUCUCGGUCAUGUGGAAAUGGUCAUCUCUUCAUGCGAGGCUCUGAAAUAUGAAUCUGAAUAUCAUGCUAGAAGUGAGCGCAAUUUAUACCGUUAUUAUUGAGAGUAUUAUCAUUUUGUAAUGACUUAAGAAAAGGAAUGAAAAGGCUGUUGUAACAUUGUUGCUAAUCUUCAGUGUUUGUAUAUAGUGUUGUUCUUCAGAAGACCUCAUGUCUUUUUGUUCUCUUUUUGUAAAUGCAGGUUUGUUUGUUUUUUCGUAUGUUUGUGUCUGUUUUUGUGAGGAGUGGGUGAAGAAAACGCCAAAACAUCUCUGUGGAUACAUUGUACUGUUGCUGGUCCUGGUCUGUUUUUAUUUUUGUUUUAAUGUUUGUUUUUGUUUGUUUUGGUCUAUUUUGCCAUUAAAUAAAUCUAUCUUUUUCAUA